ACCAGUAGUUUGUAGUCAGCAAUUUGCCACCACUAUCUUUGCAACAGCUGAGUCGAGCAGACAAAUAAAAGUAAAGGCGAAAAAUCUAAGCGGAAAAAAUUAACAAAUAAUUAAACUAUUAUAUAAAAAGUGGAAAUCGGGCAUUAGAAGACGAAAGGAAUAUUUGAAAAAAUGAGUAAGGUAAGCAAACGGCACAUUAGGAGAUUAGCAGGGAAAGAACAAUUAACCGCAAAAAAUUGAGGUUAGGUAGAAAUGGCGCUGGAUCGACUUUAUAAUCUUUUAUAAUUUAUUUAUUAACAUUAUUAUUAAUUAAUUGUUUUUUCUCGCGCAUUUCUUCAAAAAUACGGAGGACAAAAUCCCAACAGCGGCCGCAACUCCAAUGAAAAAGGCAAGAUAUGCGAUUGAAACUGACAACCCGGGACCAAGCUUCAGCGUAUCCAGUGAAUGUACUAUAGAAUCACGUAGGAUCAGCGUUUCGACAUCGGCUAAGGAAUACAACACUGAACCCAAUCAAGGCGUGUUUGAAGUGGUGUGCUGCAGCCACUGCAAUAAGUUCGAGAAACAGCUUCAAGCUAUAGACAAAAAACUCGAACAGCUACAAUUGACUGUCGAAACGCAGAACACUGCGAUCAUGGACGCAAUAUCUGGUCAAAAGGUUGCCACUGAGCAAUUGGUUCGCCAGGAAGCACAAACUGCACCAGUAACCAAGUAUUUCCCAAUAUGUGAUAUACCGGAAAUGCAGCACCUUGAAGAAAAAAUAACUCCUGCCAACAGAGAUGUCUAUGAAUCUGCGGUUUCAGCAAUUUUAUGUAACAACAUAAAAAAUAUCAGGCUGCUGCUAAAUAUGGACGUUAUAAAAGCUUUAAAUGUGGAUGGUUCACAUGGGAAGAUUGGACUAAAGUUCUUUCCUAAUUUUUAUGGUACAUUGACUGGAGCCGUUGCAAAGAUGCCUUUUCAGGGAUUGUCGCCGGAGGACACUCUCCGAAAAGCCAUAAAAUUUGAAAAGGCGAGAUAUUUUAAGAAAGCCUAUCGCCAAAAGAAAAAGACGUCUGAAUCGUAAACAUAGAUGCUGAUUAUAAACCGUACAAAGUAAUAGUACAAAACCGUACAAAGUAAUAGUUAAAAGACUAUAUGUAAAACAUGAAAUCUUAUUUUUUAAUUUUAUACAAAGCUUGGAGCUCUGAUUAAAGUCAUUUUUGCUGUAAUAUUAUU
Molecule: messenger RNA, 1212 nt
Organism: Rhagoletis pomonella (apple maggot)
Lineage: Eukaryota; Metazoa; Arthropoda; Insecta; Diptera; Tephritidae
Exons: 6
Coding region: 380-1060 (226 amino acids)
Source: RefSeq, a predicted model, not a curated record